CGUASGGUACGUUUACGUACGGUACCGUGCGAUGCAAGAUGCUGUAGGCAGAACAUAAUACUUUUAGUCCACUUUUUGAGAGAAUAGUCGUACUCCUGCCAUCUACCGGUACCGUAUCGUAAAAUUCGAAUACUGUACCGUACGGUGCAACACACUCUACUCGACAGACAUACCACACCGUAGCAUUUCUGUCCUCUCUAUCAACACCGAAUGAUUCGCACUGGGAGCAUACAUACAUUCAAAUACAUUUAUGCACAUCAUGGUGAAGCGCAGUAUCUUUCGUAGAAGAAGGAGAGAGGGAGACGACAUCGAACACAUCAGAACAUUGGAACUCGAGGGAUAUGCCACUGCAAUGGGCGCUGUCUUGAUUGUGGGGGUGGGCUUUGCGAUGGCCCAUAUGUGCGUCUUUCUCCUCCAACCUKCCUGUAUAUACCAGCAAGAUAAUUCGACAUUGAAUCCUCCUACCGCUACGAUGGAUACGGCUCCCUUCAACGCAACCCCACCCGAGCCCGGUGUUACACCGGCUGYCGUUCCCAAAACGGCUGCAGCAGCCGGAGUUGCGAUUACAAAAAGUGCACAUACGAGCGAUUCACAUGCAACUACAACCGCCAACACAAAAACGGAAUCGAUGCCUGGAUUUCCUCCUACUUGCACCGAUGAGCAGUUCGCUGUCCUGCACAAACAGCUCCCACCGGAGGGGUGCGAAGAGAAUGCMAAAAAACCAUGGAAGACAAAAAUGUGUUCCUUCGCCAAGGAGACACACUGCGGGAACGGGAACCCUCACUGGUUUUAUGACUUUAUACACCUUCCACAGUCGUUAUCUUCUGACGACGAUCCAACCUUUAGGGGUAUUAUUGUGGGAUGCAACAAAGGAUACGAAGCCGUAGAAAUGCUUCGGAUUGCAUCGCCUCCCAACGAAAAGUAUAACCUCUCGCAAUGGAAGGAAGAAUUCUUAAAAAUGGGAAGCUCCGAAGGUGAGAUCGAUACCCAUUUCGAUACUUCCRUCGAUUGCAAGGCCGAUGGCAUGGCAACUUCCAACAGAAGCGGUCGCAUACAAAACGCCGAGGUCUAUUGCCUCGAGGCCACGCCCAAAACCUUUGCGAAACUGGUAGAAACCAGGGACGCGUUGGGAUACAGCGACGAGGAACUGCAUCUUUCGAACCUGGUCGUGGGCGCCAAUUUCGACGAGGACGAUAUGGACCUAGGAAAGUUGGUCACUACUGAUGAGCGCAUCGGUUCAAUGGGGGUUGGGUUGCAUCAUUGGGCACAAACUUGCGAGCGGCACAAGCACAAAAAUGUAAACAAAAAUUGCGUUCGCGUGCCGACAACGACCAUCGAUGGUUGGAUCGAGAAGCAUCCAAAAUUGAGCUCGACGUUGUCCACMACUAAGAGGACUCCCCUGAUCAACAUCCUGAGCAUCACCGCGGAAACGUCCGAUUACGAAAUCCUGAUGGGAUCGGCGAAAAGUCUGAAGAACAUCCAGUACAUCGAUUUCAAUUACCACUGGUACGCAAAUUGGGCAGAUCAUUCAYUCAAUGAUCUUAUCAUGCGAUUGAAAAAGAAGGGGUUUGCGUGCUACUUUACUAGCACAAAUGAGAAUAUGUGGAGGAUCACAGAUUGUUGGCAAGACCACUACGAGAUCAAGUACCAAGCGGCUGUCGGGUGCGUCAACGUGAAUCUGCCUGMCGCUAAACCACUUCUGGYGAAAAUGGAGGAAAUGUUCCUGUCGACUCUUCAGGACACGGAAUAAAAGAAAGCCACAGUCAUCCAAARUAAUUCAUCGACCGCGAUUKAUUUUCCAGGUUCGAUAGUUCGGUUCUGACCAGAUGCAGUUGCAACCCCUCAGAGCGGCCUGAACUCGACGUCGAACGACGACGACGAGAAAGGGCCUUCGUGAUUCCCAACAUUGUUCAUGUUGACUUCAACUCUCGGUACCUGACUCACUCUGAUGAUCUCUCGUACGAUGAGUCUCGUUGAUAAUAUGUYCUACUGAAACACCCCGCAGCCCAUAACUGAGCACCACAAAACGGUUGCGUUGCAAUGCGAAUGYGCAAAAUAAGAUAAAGAUUAUUUG
Messenger RNA from Pseudo-nitzschia multistriata, 2074 nucleotides. The record is from the annotation of a GenBank genome assembly. NCBI's taxonomy places the organism in Eukaryota, Bacillariophyta, Bacillariophyceae, Bacillariales, Bacillariaceae.